UCGACGGACGGACGCUCGAGAUAAGGUGUGGCCUGUGGCGAGAGUGUAUCGCGUAAACGAAGAGAGAGAGACAGAGAAAGAGAGAGAGAGAGACAGAGAAAGAGAGAGAGAAAGUCUUUCACAUACUUGUCAAAGUUGACGCCAUCGACUCUUCUCUUCCUCGGAAUCGGGGAAACCGUCGACGGGGAUCUCGGACCUCGGAGUCGCUGUCGGAGGAGUCGAUGAGGUGAGAAGCGAGAGGAGAAGAACGGAGGGAAACUGACGGAAGCGGAGGAGCCCGUCCGUCAGCUCGAACUACGCUCUGAAGGCAGCAGCGAGAGGGAGCGAGAGGGAGCGAGAGCGCGAGCGAGAGGGAGCGAGAGCGCGAGAGGGAGCGAAAGGGAGCGAGAGCGCGAGCGAGAGGGAGCGAGAGGGAGCGAGAGCGCGCGAGCGAGCGAGCGACAAGGAUGGCAGCACUGUUGUUGGCGCGUCGCGACGACAGAGCUCGCUCGCGCGAGCGCUCGCUUGGAGGGUUAAGAUAGAGCGAGGUGGACAUGCGUCUGUUGAACGGCGAGCGUGAACCUUCCGCAGCAGCCGUGCCGUUCGUUGGACGCGUCGUUUUGAUUCAGCGAGGGAUCGAUAACCGGGACGACCUGGCGGCGACGAGGACGAGGACGACGACGACGAGGACGAGGACGAGGACGAGGACGACGGCGGCGGCGGCGAGAGUGGUGAUGGUGGUGGUAACGGCGGUGGUGGCGGCAACGGCUCCGAGAGAGGAGGAGGACGAGGAGAAGGAGAAGGAGGCGGAGUAGACUCACACACAUAUGCGGUACUGUAGUGUCGCAGGAAAUGAUGGCAACGCGUGAGAACUCGUCGGGCCGCGCCGUCGACGGGUGAACGUUGCUUCGUCCGGAUGAGGCCAUCGCCGUCCGAUUCCAAGUGCCAUCUCUUCCAGGUAUCCAGGAGAGCGUUCAUCGUAGUAGACGCGUGGACGCGGAUCUGGCCAGCCACUACGGGUCACAGGGCGCGCGCGCGCUUUUAUGUACAUAAACUCCGUCGACUGGACGUCGUGGAGGACGCGCGAAGAGGCUGACGACUCCCUGGAUCCCGAUGGGCGACGGGCGCAGCUUGGAGUCUGUUGAUGGUGCGAUCGUGGAAUCCAUGUGUGGAUACCUGGAGGCUUCUAGGGUGACGACGAGCGAGGAUCGUCGUUGGAGCGAUUAUCGUGGCAGAACGAUGACGCCCUGACAAUGUCACGUCGCCUCGUACGAUUUCUCGCGGAGGUGCAGUGUCCAGAAGUGACAGGACUUGGAUGCUCGAGGGUCUCGACAGUUUAUCCUUGCGAGAGAGACAAUUCUCAGUGAUCGAGGGAGGAAUCGUUGAGCCUGGGAGCUUGCUUUUCGCGGGACGAGACUCGACGAGCGCCGUCCACUUGGGGAAAUAGAAGAAUAUAAGAUGCCAGGUAGCGGCGGUGCGAUGGAGGAGGAUCUUCUGGAUCCAGAAUGGUUGUUCAGAGAGCUCAGGUCGCAGAACGGCCCCAACAAGCUUCUUAUUCUAGAUUGCAGAGCACAUUCUGACUUCUCCGAUGCUCAUAUUAGAGGCUCCGUACCUCUGGCCAUUCCUAGCAUCAUGCUGCGAAGAUUGGCUGCUGGUAAAGUGGACCUCCUGUCCACGAUAAGGUGCUUAGAUCUGAGAAACAGAGUGCAGGUGUUUUUGUGCGGAGAUGAAAACAGUAGAGGGACAUUUGUACUAAUCGGUGACUCUACAGAUCCUGCGGGCCAUCAGGGUGAAACAAUACAAGUUUUGAGCCGGAGACUUAAAAGCAGCGGUGGCAAUGUUGCCAUUUUAAUUGAUGGUUUUGGAGCAUUCAGAGAUAGAUAUCCAGAAUGGUGUGAGGGUAGUCAAGCUAAUAAUGAACGUGCCCCAGGUCAGGACAAUAAUGAUGGUGAAUUAAUGGGCCUUAGAUCCCUUCGGAUAUCCACUCCGCCGACUAGGUCCUAUUCGGAUUCGGAUAGUGACAGCACAUGCGAUUCAGUCGGUCCCGAGGAAGAUAAAGAUUUUCCCGUGGAAAUUUUACCUCAUUUGUAUCUCGGUAACGCGGCUAAUAGCGAGGAUCGUGAGGCUUUAGCGCGACACAGGAUACAGUAUAUACUCAAUGUGACACCGGAUUUACCAAAUGUGUUUGAAAGCGCCGGAUUAAUAAAGUACAUGCAGAUACCAAUAAGUGAUCACUGGAGUCAGAAUUUGGCUAGUUUCUUUCCGCAGGCGAUUCAGUUCAUAGAAGAAGCACGGAGCUCAGACAAGGGAGUGCUGGUUCAUUGUUUGGCCGGAGUAUCACGGUCUGUCACGAUCACCGUGGCUUAUCUCAUGCACAAGUGCAGCCUCAGCCUGAAUGACGCUUUCAACCUAGUACGUAGUAGAAAGUCCAAUGUCGCACCGAAUUUUCACUUCAUGGAACAGUUGCACAGCUUCGAGAGGGAGUUGAGGGAUCGAGGGGGAGAUCGGCAAAGUAACAAGAACAAUGAUCAGAGGUGCAUCGGGGCGUGUCGGCCUGAUGGGCCCUGCAAUUGUCCGGCGCCCAGCUUCCUGAGUCCCAUCGAUCUGGGCCUCAGUCCUGAUUCGGGCAUCGAGUUCGACAGAUGGGCAGCGAGCACUCCGGCCGAAUGAGACGGGCCUGGGGGGACCCAAUACAAAUUUUAGGUCCCUCCGUCACACGCGUCUCCUUAGAGAAAAAAUCCUGAUUGAAGGGUGGUUACGAUAACGCGCUUUAUCAUUCUGACACGUGAGAGACGAGCAUCGAAAUUCGGCCCUCUCUUUGCUUCCGGUAUAUCUCCAGAUAGAGUAGGAUGUUAGACGCACGUUCGACAAAUGCUAAGAUGUACGUAGCUCUAUUAGAGGCAUCCAAAGUUGGUUAUUACACCGGCACUUUUCUUCCUUCUAAUUUCUUGUUUCUUCCCGUCGAGCCUCUCAUUCCUACAACAUGAUUAUACGACGUUACAAAUUAACGAUAAAUUAAAUGUAAAUUAUUUAAAUUCUCACUACAAGUUGAAUUCUUUUGAAAAAAUUAACUUUUCGAAAUACGCAGCACCAUUCAAUAUUCAUCAUAUUCAGUAAUUAUACAUACUAUGACGGAUUAAGAAUUUAUGAAAUCAUUUCUAAAGAUUUCUUUUUAUUAAGCUUUAAUAUUGUUACGUGAUUAUAACUGCUUAUUGUAGUAAAUAUGCGAGUAAAUUUUCGACAAAAUUUUGAUAUAAUAUAGGAAUGAGAGGAUUAAUAUACCCUUCAAAAAAAGGAAAUAUAUUAAAGAAAAAUUAUCUCUUUGUUAGACAAUUAGCUCUUCAGCCUAUGCGUUGGGUAAUAAUGCGCUGCGAGAUAUAUCUGCAGCAGCGAAGCUUGUCUAUCUUGUUGAAAUUUUCAAUUACGAAGAUUUGGCACGUUACGUUACGCCGUCGAAUCACGAUAAUAUGAUGCGGUCGUGUUGUGACUUACGGGGAGAUUAGAUGAUAUAACACUUUUCAUGCCCAAAUAUGUAAAAAAAAAAAUAACAAAAAAAAGGAAAACUUUACAAUUCUCCUUUCUAACUUGUCGUGGCAGCAAUGGACACUGAAAGUAUUUUAUAAAUGAGAUCCCGUAAUUUCUCAUCGUGCAACAGUUGCGUCGUAAUCGUAAUUGUACAAUUCUGACAUUAUGCUUCCAAGUUUCGAGAAAUCUUUAGCGUGUAUGAUUGUAAAUGGUAUGCGAGAUGUAUCAGGAUUCAGGCACUGUGUAUUUGAAAAGAUAUGACGUAACAUGUACCAUCAUAUCGAGAGAGAAAGAGAGAGAGAAAGAAUGAAAGAACGUAUGUAUGUAAGAGAGAGAGAGAGAGAGAGAGAGAGAGAGAGAGAGAGAGAGAAAGAAAGAGAGAGAGAGAGAGAGAGAGAGAGAGUUCUAAAACAUAUAUAUACAUAUAUAUAUAUAUUUUAAUACUUCUUCCCCCGAAUCCUUCAAUUAAUGAGGCUGUGUUUAUUUUACCGCAAGCGAUAUUUCAUGCGCGAAGUAAUCUCUAAACGACGAAUUCCCACCAGGCAAUCACAAGUAUAGUCGAAGAUAAACAUCACCGCUUAGUAUAUUAAGUUCCGUGGUACAAAAUUAAGAGAGGUCCUAUAUAUAUACACAUAUAUAUAUACACACAGGAGCGAAUUUAAGCGGAAUUUUACGUGGACAGUUUUCAAGAAUGGCCUUCAAAAAUUUUGUCAUUGAAGGAUCGAGGUUGCUCACAGCAAAUUCUCAUUGAUAUUACUAAAGUGUCGAGCAUUUCCUUUCGGAAAUAAACGUUUCCGAAUUUUUAAAAGCCGGAGCAGAAAGUGAAGUUGUGCGUUUCAGACCGUUUCUUAAAUCCGCUCCCGGAAUCUUUUACUCGUCUGGUAGUUUGUAUAAAAGAUAAAGCUCGCGAGAGAGUAAUUUUCAACAUAGUUUGUCGACAUACACACUGAAGUGACUUAUCUCACCAAGGAUAAUCGCCUCAAUGCAUUUUCACCUUCGAGAUGCGCGAAAGGUAUAUGCACGUCGCCUCAGGUACAUAUGCCAGUUAAACUUAAGUUUAAGGGAGGACACACAUCUUAGAAAAAUCAGUGCAUUUCUGUAGGGCAUUCCGAAUCUCUCCUGCUCAUGAGAAAAGUCAGGCUUGUCACCGAUAUAGGAAACUAAUAUCCGAGCCAAUUCUCGGAAUGAUAGAUAUGUGUGAAGGCGUUACUUGUUUUUUAUUUUCAUCGAUUCAAGAUGCAAAGCGUUAAAAUCGGCAAGAGAAAAUGUAAAAAGUUGAAAUAGAUUACUAUCAUAUUAGUAAAAAUAUGUUUGAAAUAUUUGCCAUAA
Messenger RNA from Camponotus floridanus (Florida carpenter ant), 4833 nucleotides. RefSeq names its product dual specificity protein phosphatase Mpk3 (gene Mkp3). The transcript has 4 exons. Gene Ontology annotation, molecular function: MAP kinase tyrosine/serine/threonine phosphatase activity; protein tyrosine/threonine phosphatase activity. NCBI's taxonomy places the organism in Eukaryota, Metazoa, Arthropoda, Insecta, Hymenoptera, Formicidae. Gene Ontology annotation, biological process: protein dephosphorylation; negative regulation of MAPK cascade. Gene Ontology annotation, cellular component: cytosol; cytoplasm. The record is from RefSeq and is a predicted model, not a curated record. The coding region runs from base 1438 to 2649 and encodes 403 amino acids.